Molecule: messenger RNA, 1996 nt
Organism: Catharus ustulatus (Swainson's thrush)
Lineage: Eukaryota; Metazoa; Chordata; Aves; Passeriformes; Turdidae
Product: histidine--tRNA ligase, cytoplasmic-like
Exons: 13
Coding region: 43-1548 (501 amino acids)
Biological process (GO): mitochondrial translation; histidyl-tRNA aminoacylation
Cellular component (GO): mitochondrion; cytoplasm
Molecular function (GO): ATP binding; histidine-tRNA ligase activity; identical protein binding
Source: RefSeq, a predicted model, not a curated record
GGUGCGCGAGUCGCGCAUGCGCGGCGCGGGAGAGGUCUCGCCAUGGCGGAGGAGGCGGCGGUGCGGGCCCAGGCGGAGACCGUGAGGAAGCUCAAACAGGACAAGGCCGAUCCCGACGAGAUUGCAAAGGAAGUGACAAAGCUGCUGGAGAUGAAGGCACAGCUGGGGGGAGAUGAGGGGAAACAGAAAUUCGUGCUCAAGACCCCAAAGGGCACACGGGAUUUUGGCCCCAAGGAAAUGGCCAUCCGUGAGAGAGCCUUCAAAGCCAUCAUCUCGUGCUUCAAGCGCCACGGAGCCGAAGUCAUCGACACGCCAGUGUUCGAGCUGAAGGAGACACUGAUGGGGAAAUACGGUGAAGACUCGAAGCUCAUCUAUGAUCUAAAAGAUCAGGGAGGAGAGCUGUUGUCCCUGCGCUAUGACCUGACAGUGCCCUUUGCUCGCUACCUGGCCAUGAACAAGAUCACCAACAUCAAGCGCUACCACAUUGCCAAGGUGUACAGGAGGGACAACCCGGCCAUGACCAGGGGCCGCUACCGCGAGUUCUACCAGUGUGACUUUGACAUUGCUGGGCAGUUUGACCCAAUGAUUCCUGAUGCUGAGUGCCUGAAGAUUGUGCAUGAGAUCCUGAGUGACCUGCAGCUUGGGGACUUUGUCAUCAAGGUCAAUGACCGGCGCAUCCUUGACGGGAUGUUCGCAGUUUGUGGGGUCCCAGACAGCAAAUUCCGAACCAUCUGCUCCAGUGUGGACAAACUGGAUAAGAUGCCAUGGGAAGAAGUGAGGAGUGAGAUGGUGGGAGAGAAGGGGCUCUCUCCCGAGGCUGCUGAUCGCAUUGGGGAGUAUGUCCAGCUCCAUGGUGGGCUGGACCUGAUCGAGCGGCUUCUCCAGGACCCAAAGCUAUCCCAGAACAAGCUGGCCAAGGAAGGGCUGGGGGACAUGAAGCUGCUCUUUGAGUACCUGACCCUGUUUGGCAUCACAGAGAAGAUCUCCUUCGACCUGAGCCUGGCACGGGGCCUGGACUAUUACACAGGGGUGAUCUUUGAGGCUGUGCUGCUGCAGCAGGACAAUGAGCACGUGGAGGAGUCGGUCAGCGUUGGGAGCGUGGCUGGAGGCGGCCGCUACGACGGGCUGGUGGGGAUGUUUGAUCCCAAAGGCAGGAAGGUGCCCUGUGUGGGGGUCAGCAUUGGGAUCGAGCGCAUCUUCUCCAUCCUGGAACAGAGAUUGGAGGCCUCUGAGGAGAAGGUCAGGACAACAGAGACACAGGUGCUGGUGGCCUCUGCCCAAAAGAAGCUCCUUGAAGAGCGACUGAAGCUCAUCUCUGAAUUGUGGGAUGCUGGAAUCAAGGCAGAGAUGCUGUACAAGAAGAACCCCAAGCUGCUGAAUCAGCUGCAGUACUGUGAGGACACAGGCAUCCCUCUUGUGGCCAUUGUGGGCGAGCAGGAGCUCAAAGAUGGAGUCGUCAAGCUGCGGAUUGUGGCAACCAGGGAGGAGGUGAAUGUUCGCAGGGAGAGCCUGGUGGAGGAGAUCAGGAUACGAACGAGUCAGUGUUAACCACUUCGAGCACAUCUAUUCCUCUGCUGGAUUCCAGCUGCCAGAUUUCCUUCUGUAAAUGCCUUCACCAGGCUGUGCAGCAGUGGGUGGGCUGUCAAGGUGACUUUGAAAGCUGUAUUUAUUCUUAUCUUAUGCCCUUCCUUCCCUAGUGGGAGCCAAGAGGCUGCACUGACUCCUGUGCCUUGCCCUGGCCCUUGAGAAUGUUUUUGGAAAGAUGUUGUGGAAGUGGCUCUGUCAGAGGCCAGCCACACAUCUGCCACAGUGGCCCAUGGAGCCCCAUCCUGGCAGCAGAUCCCGGGGGUUUGGCUGCAGCUUCUUGUUCCCGUCACUUUGAAUAACCAUCCCACUCCACCUCUCUGCUCUGGCUGCAGGGGGUGACCUUAUCCCCAGCAAAAUGUAAUGGCACUGCUCCCAGAUACAUAAUAAAUCUGUCUGUCCCCUGCUGUGA